UUGUGUCCAACUGAAAAGCUAUUUCUUCUGUCUAAAAGGGCACGGUUUUCAUGACUCCUUUAUGCAGUAUUCCAAGUGCAAAGCCUUUACUGGAUUUCAGAUAGUUACCGCCGAAGCUAUUAGAACAUGUUCACAUAAGGAUUGAUGCAAUAUUUUGUCGCUCUGUCAAGUCCAUUGCCCCUAAUUAAAAUUGUGAUACCGGAAUCGUAACGGCUACCGACGAUGCUCAGAACAAUAACUGCUCUAAUUAUUUGCUUCCUCUUUACCCCUGCCACCGACUGUGCUCCAAUGGAACUCAGAGCAGUGCAAAUAGCUGAAUUAACCACUGGACACAAAGACGUUGCGGCCGAGAUGGACGAUAUCUCUUAUUGCGGUGGCUUAAACGAUCCGACUAUAACAACAAGUAAGCAACAGACCGUUUGAAUCCAAUUGACCAUUCCAAUGACCUGAUAUAUUCCCAGCCGGCGAUCGACCGGAGGGUCCCGGGUUUUGGAUUACCAACCGUGAUGACGUUCCAGAGGCGAAGUACUUUCUAUAUGAGAACAGCCGAGACAAUCAUCCAUGGAAGUAUCUCACAGUAAGUCUUUCCGCUGAUGAACGCAUGACAAAUGUACCUAACCCGACGAAGAUCGCCCCAGGAGCCACAGCGUUUGUAUCGGUCUGCAGUACUUGGCAAGGGCGCAUCGUUCGCGGUAUCCCAGAGGUCAACUUAGACGGCGAGGUCCAUAAUCUCGGUACAUGGUUCAAGUCAAGCGUCGCGCCGAACGGCUGGAUGUGGGGAGACAUUAGCUUUCUCGAAGGUUGCGAUGGCGGAGGAAGCGUAGCUAGUACGGACGGCUCUGAUGUCGUCCGCGAAUGCUACGAAGAUCUACUCGCUGGCGCGCCUUCUUCAGCUCUUGUUAUGAAGGAAACGGGGACUAAAGUCCUUGCCAAGUUAGUUGGGGACGCGCCAAAUCAGGCGGCCAAGGACUGGGAGGCGUCGAAGUGCAGCUCAGCUGAGGUAUGGAUCAAUAGUAGCAACGAUGGGCCUGUUAUCAAGUCUACGAACGGGAGAUUAGCUUUCACCUUCUUCAAAGGAAUGGCCUAGUUAGGCGUAACGAUGUUUGCCGAGACGAGUUAGCAGAGCAUCAGCGUCUUUCGGCCAGGAUGCCUAUCAAAUAAUUAUGAGAAGUUUCUCUAAUC
Messenger RNA from Xylaria bambusicola, 1182 nucleotides. RefSeq lists its product as uncharacterized. Lineage: Eukaryota; Fungi; Ascomycota; Sordariomycetes; Xylariales; Xylariaceae. The record is from RefSeq and is a predicted model, not a curated record. Bases 602 to 1087 code for a protein of 161 amino acids. The transcript has a single exon.